AUGAAAAGAUCGCUGGUCCUAUCGACAAGUCCAGUAGCAUUGAUCUCCGCGAUGCAGUCCUCGACCGAAAGAUCGUUUGAACUAUGUCUCCGAGUGAACGACUGUAGUUCUGCGAACAAGUCAGCCAUUCGAUCUACUGACGUUGAGAUAGCUCGUGCUCCGUAUUUUUUUUUGCCCUUUUCCGAAGGCGAUGUGGACUUACGCUUGCUACCACUUCGCCUGCUCGAUCGUGACUUACGUGCAGUUGAAUUUCCAAUUUAUGGUUCAUCACUGGACGAACUGCUUUCAAGAGAUCAGCAAUGGCUAAUUAACUGUUUGAGUGCCUCUCUCGAUCCCAACCAUCAAGUCCGAUCGUUCGCCGAAACUUCGCUCCAACAAGCGUCGCUUCAGCCAGGUUUUGGAGUGGCUUUAGCUAGCGUUGGUGCGAACAGGGAGCUCCCAAAUGGAUUGAGGCAGUUAGCGGUGGUUCUGCUAAAGCAGUUUAUUAAGAAACACUGGAAUGAGGACGAGGAAGACUUUGAGCAUCCUGUGGCUUCGACUGAUGAAAAGGCAUCAAUACGUAGAUUGCUUCUAUCAUCAUUAGAUGAUCCUUACAAGAAAAUCUGUACAGCAGUUAGUGUAGCUGUGGCAUCAAUUGCACAAUACGAUUGGCCAGAUGAUUGGCCUGAGCUAAUGCCUUUCCUUCUAAGUUUGAUCAACGACCAAACUAAAAAGAAUGCUGUUCAUGGGGCUUUAAGAUGCUUAGCUCUUAUUUCUUCAGACAUGGAUGAUAAGCUGGUUCCAGAAAUUGUGCCUGUUCUGUUCCCAUGUUUGCACCUAAUUGUGUCAUCCCCUCAGAACUAUGACACGUAUCUUCGGUCAAAAGCUGUUACCAUAGUUUAUAACUGUACCUCCAUGCUAGGGGUCAUGAGUGGUGUCUAUAAGACAGAUACAAGUGAAUUGAUGCUGCCCAUGCUCCAGCCUUGGAUGGAUCAGUUUUCUUCUAUUCUAAAUCAUCGAGUGCCAGCUGAAGAUCCUGAUGACUGGAGCAUUAGAAUGGAGGUUUUGAAGUGCUUGAGUCAGUUCAUUAAGAAUUUCCCUGGCCUAGUUGAAACUCGGUUUAUAGUCAUUGUGGGGCCAUUAUGGCAGACAUUUGUAUCAUCUCUGGAAGUGUAUCAGCGAUCAUCAAUUGAAGGUGCAGAAGAUCCUUACGAUGGAAGAUAUGAUUCUGAUGGUGCAGAAAAAAGUCUUGAGUCGUUUGUCAUCCAGUUAUUUGAGUUUCUAUUGACCAUUGUUGGAAGCCCGAAGUUUGUGAAGGUUGUUGCAAACAAUGUCAAAGAGUUGGUGUACUAUACCAUUGGUUUCCUUCAAAUGACAGAACAACAGGUACAUACCUGGUCUCUCGAUGCUAAUCAAUAUGUUGCUGAUGAGGAUGACAACACUUAUAGUUGUCGUGUUUCUGGUGCCCUUCUAUUGGAAGAGGUCAUCAGUUCAUGUGGGGCGGAGGGAAUACAGGCUGUAAUUGACUCUGCAAAAAGACGAAUUAGCGAGUCUCAACAAGGGAAAGACAGUGGUUCUCCAGGCUGGUGGAGAUUACGGGAGGCUAUCCUUUUUGCUUUGGCUUCCGUUUCAGACCAGUUGCUUCAAGCAGAGGUUUCCGCUCUUGGUAUAGGAAAUAUAUUAGAGCAAAUUUUAACUGAAGACAUGGCAACAGGAGUACAUGAAUAUCCCUUUCUUUAUGCCCGAUUGUUUUCAUCCGUUGCAAAGUUUUCCUCUGUGAUCAACCAUAGAGUAACCGAACAUUUUCUCUAUGCUGCUAUUAAGUCACUUGGCAUGGAUGUACCCCCACCAGUGAAAGUUGGUGCCUGUCGAGCUCUUUCCCAGCUCCUACCAGAUGCGGACAGAGGAAUUCUUCGUUCUCAUGUGUUGGAUUUAUUUUCUUCACUUACAGAACUUCUUAACAAUGCGUCUGAUGAAACCAUGCAUCUUGUCCUUGAAACCCUACAAGCAGCUGUGAAGGCUGGUCAUGAAUUUUCAGCAUCAAUAGAGCCAAUAAUCUCUCCUAUUAUCCUUAAUAUGUGGGCGUCACAUGUCUCAGACCCUUUCAUAAGCAUUGAUGCUCUAGAGGUUCUUGAGGCAAUAAAAAAUGUUCCGGGUUGUAUUCAUUCUCUGGUUUCUCGAGUUUUACCUUAUAUUGGUCCAAUUCUCAGUAAUCCUCUCCAACAACCUGAUGGUUUAGUUUCUGGUUCACUGGAUCUUGUGACAAUGCUAUUGAAGAACGCUUCUAUUGAUGUCGUAAAAGCAGUAUAUGAAGUUUCCUUUGAUCCUGUCAUUAGGAUAAUCCUUCAGAGCGAUGACCACAGUGAAAUGCAGAAUGCAACCCAAUGCUUAGCUGCUCUUGUGUCUGGUGGGAAACAAGAUUUACUUUCUUGGUGUGGUGAUCCUGGAUUUACAAUGAGGAGUUUGCUUGAUGUAGUUUCUAGGCUUUUAGACCCUGAUUUAGAAAGCUCUGGAUCACUUUUCGUUGGUAGCUACAUUUUACAACUUAUAUUACAUCUUCCUUCACAAAUGGCACAGCAUAUCAGAGACCUUGUUGCUGCUCUUAUUAGACGCACGCAAUCUUGUCAAAUUUCUGGACUGAAAAGUUCACUGCUGCUCAUUUUUGCUAGAUUGGUCCAUAUGAGUGUCCCACACAUUGGACAAUUUAUUGAUCUGCUGGUCUCGAUCCCAGCUGAAGGCCAUAUAAACUCCUUUGCUUAUCUAAUGUUUGAAUGGACUAGGCAACAAGGUGAAAUUCAGGGUGCUUACCAAAUGAAAGUAACCACUACAGCUUUGGCUUUAUUGCUAUCGACUAGAAAUGUGGAAUUAGGAAAUGUCAAUGUCCAAGGACAUCUGAUUAAGACUGCUAUGGGUAUAACCACUCGUUCAAGAGCUAAAGAAGUUCCAGAUCAGUGGACAUUGGUGCCACUUCCUACAAAGAUAAUGGCCAUAUUAGCGGACACAUUAAUUGAAAUUCAAGAACAAGUCUUAGCUGGUGAAGAUGAGGAUACUGAUUGGGAGGAAGUCGAAACUGAGGAUGCUGAAACAGACCAAGAUUUAUUAUAUUCAGCUAGUGCUAAAUUACAUGGCAGACCUACAUAUGAAUAUCUUGAUGCCAUGGCAAAGGCUUUCAAUGAGGAUGAAGAUGAAGAGUACGAAGAUGAGCUUUUUAGUGGUGCUGAUCCACUUAACGAGAUCAAUCUGGCUAAUUAUCUUGUAGAAUUUUUUGCGAAAUUCUCCCAGAGUGACAAGCCAUUUUUUGAUCAUCUUUUCCAGAGUUUGACGAAGGCACAGCAAACUGCUAUUCAAAUGGUUUUAAAGAGAUGA
Fraxinus pennsylvanica is the source of this 3345-nucleotide messenger RNA. Lineage: Eukaryota; Viridiplantae; Streptophyta; Magnoliopsida; Lamiales; Oleaceae. The record is from the annotation of a GenBank genome assembly.